AUGUUGAUCUACCACUGCCCCGAAGGCUACUACCCCUACCCCGCCCUGGUCCGUCUGUGUCAAAACAGCAACAAGUGGAAACCAGCGCCCAAAAGAUUCUUACAGCAGAGAUGCAGGCUUGUCGAAUGUCCUGACCCCAAUGUGCUGGAGCACGGAGGUGUGUGGCCUGCUCAGGAGAAAUACUUUGUGGGCAAUGAGACCAUGUAUGAAUGUUACUCUGGACACACGAUGCGAGGCUCCUCCCGGCGUGUGUGUUUGAGCAACGGGAAGUGGAGUGGACAAACCCCCAUCUGCAGCAGAGACAGUAAUAUGUGCGCUGACCCAGGAAUCCCACCCGGUGCCACAAGAACAGGGAACUUAUUUGACUUUCAGGACACAGUGAAAUACCACUGCAAAGACAACCUGAUUUUGGUGGGCUCCAAGACGAGAGUGUGUCAGGAGAACGGCCAGUGGACGGGCAAGGAGCCAGCGUGCUACUACAAACACACUUACGAUACUCCACUGGAGGUUUCGCAGGCAUUCGGGAGUGCCAUCACAGAAACUCUCACCACCUUAGAGUCCCUUGGCCCAACCAUUUUACCCAGCGCUGCCUCGCCCUUCACCUCACCCCCGAGCGUCACCCCCAGCGCCCCUCCGCUCGAAGACGAUAACGAGCCUGUUAACGUCACCAUCACUGUCCAAACUACCGCCAAUAACGUGGGAAAUGGGCAGCCAUGGCUGAGGCCGUCCGACAGGCUUGAUGACCAGGACAGCAUGGACAACCGGUCCAGGGCAGAAGGAAGGAACCACCGACGGAUACGGACCACCAGGAACCACCACUGGGACGGGACACCUGGACACAGGGAGAAGAGGAGGCGCAGCGAGCAGGGGGGCCAGGAUCAGAGGAGCAAACACCCCCUGAGCGGAAGCAGUUACCUCAACACCGAUGGGACUCGAGCAACUCGGACUCCCACCUCCACCCGGGAAAUUCCGGUACGCGGGGAUGAAGAAGAACUGGAGCUCGCAGACGAUCGGGCUCCGGGCUUCUCCUCAGCGUCACCCGCUAACUUAGGCUGGGAAUCGUCGCGCGCCACGGCCCCCUCCGCAACCACGCCAAGAAGCACCGAGGACGCCCCUGCAUCUCCCGGUACCGUCACCGCCUCGUCAUACUCAGGCAAAACAAGUCAAGAGGUUCGGAGUGAUUGCACGGAAGAUGGUGUUGAAAUUGCGGGAGGUCAUUACACACUGACCAAGCAGCUGAAGGUUGACAGCAUGUUGAUCUACCACUGCCCCGAAGGCUACUACCCCUACCCCGCCCUGGUCCGUCUGUGUCAAAACAGCAGCAAGUGGAAACCAGCGCCCAAAAGAUUCUUACAGCAGAGAUGCAGGCUUGUCGAAUGUCCUGACCCCAAUGUGCUGGAGUACGGAAGUGUGUGGCCUCCUCAGGAGAAAUACUUUGUGGGCAAUGAGACCACGUAUGAAUGUUACUCUGGACACACGAUGCGAGGCUCCUCCCGGCGUGUGUGUUUGAGCAACGGGAAGUGGAGUGGACAAACCCCCAUCUGCAGCAGAGACACUGCAGGUAUCUGCGCUGACCCAGGAAUCCCACCCGGUGCCACAAGAACAGGGAACAUAUUUGACUUUCAGGACACAGUAAAAUACCACUGCAAAGACAACCUGAUUUUGGUGGGCUCCAAGACGAGAGUGUGUCAGGAGAACGGCCAGUGGACGGGCAAGGAGCCAGCGUGCUACUACAAACACACUUACGAUACUCCACUGGAGGUUUCGCAGGCAUUCGGGAGUGCCAUCACAGAAACUCUCACCACCUUAGAGUCCCUUGAUGACACACAGGAGGGAAGAAAAAUCAGACUUACCAAAAAUGGGACACUGAACAUCUACAUCGCUGUGGAUAUUUCUGAGAGCAUUGAAAAGGAUCAGUACGAGAAAGCCAGAGAUGCUGUCACAAAGCUUAUUAGAAAGAUUUCGUCCUACAGCGUGACUCCAAACUAUGAAAUAGUGUUUUUCUCUUCUGAAGUAUAUGAAAUCGUCAACAUUCUUGAUUUCUUUGGGGGCGGAGUGACUCUGAGCACCGUCGAAAAGAAGUUGAAAGACUUUACAAUAGAUGAUAAAAACACUGGAACGGAUCUGACCCAGGUCUUCAACAAGUUCUUGGAGAAAAUGGCAUUCUUGAAGAUUCAACUUGGAGAAGAUGUUUUCAGGGAGCAUCGCCACGUCUUUCUCAUCUUCACAGACGGGGGGUAUAACAUGGGAGGGUCACCCGCACCGUCUGUGGCAAGGAUCAAGAACACGGUGUACAUGAACCACACCGCUCAAUCCCAAAACCUAAACAGAGAAGAUCAUCUCGAUAUUUAUAUUUUUGCCAUCGGGGCUCAAAUCUUUGACGAUGACCUGCAGCCGCUGGUUGUGGGGAAAGAGGGCAAGCAUUACUUCAGAAUGAAGGACAUCAAAAAUCUACAAGAAACCUUUGAUGAGAUAAUUGACGAGGAAGAGGUCAAAGGCCUCUGUGGUCUUCACAGAAGUUAUGACGAAGAGAGCCCCAGAAGAAGGUAUCCAUGGUACGCAUUAAUCGUUGUGCUGAAUGAAGGAAGCCCAAGGAAGUGUUUCGGCUCUCUUGUGUCGCGGAGGUUUGUCCUCACCGCCGCUCACUGCUUCAAAUUUGGUGAUGAACCCAAGCAUGUGACUGUCGAGAUAGAGGAUGGACAGGUCAAACAAGUUGCAGACUUCAAGUUACAUCCCAACUACGACGUGGAUGCGAAAGCAGCUUUAGGUGUGCAAGAGUUUUACGACUAUGACGUGGCUCUCAUCCAGCUGGAGGACGACGUUCAGAUCUCCACCUCAGUGAGACCUAUUUGCAUCCCUUGCACUCAGGAGACGAGUGACGCUCUAAAGCUGGUCGGCGCUUCCACUUGCAGACAACAAGAACUCCAAAUAUCUGAUUGUUCCUCCAACUCGUUGAUGCAGAGAAAGGAAUGUAUCAAACAUGCAUUGGAAGCACAGGGGAUAGAUACGGACAACCCAGAGGAGGCGGUGACAGAGAACUUCCUGUGCACUGGCGGUAUUUCCCAUCGCAGAGAGCAUAUCGCUUGUAAAGGUGACUCUGGAGGUGCCGUUUUCAAGAACUAUCAGAAUCGGACAAUUCAGGUCGCAGUGGUCAGCUGGGGAACUAAGAAUCUGUGCACGGAUUUGGGUGGUAAAUUUGAGUCAGAUAAGACCUCCAGAGACUUCCACAUCAACCUUUUCAGAGUCGUCCCUUUUCUCAGAUCUAUUCUUGGAAACGACACACAGGAUGUUUAUGCGCCCCUUUUGUUUUUGAACGAAUAAGCACGUUGGCGAUAG
Messenger RNA from Salarias fasciatus (jewelled blenny), 3336 nucleotides. Its product is annotated as complement factor B-like. Bases 1 to 3321 code for a protein of 1106 amino acids. Gene Ontology annotation, biological process: response to bacterium; proteolysis; complement activation. The transcript is spliced from 23 exons. The record is from RefSeq and is a predicted model, not a curated record. NCBI's taxonomy places the organism in Eukaryota, Metazoa, Chordata, Actinopteri, Blenniiformes, Blenniidae. Gene Ontology annotation, molecular function: serine-type endopeptidase activity. Gene Ontology annotation, cellular component: extracellular exosome.